AUGUUUGUCUCCAAGGGAGGAGACUGUGCAGUGCGAGUGCAGUCUCUUGCUUCUUUGCAGGGCCUGCACGGGGCCCCCCCCGCUGCUGCUGCUGCUGCUGCUGCUGCUGCUGCUGCUGCGGGGGGGGCCCCCGGGGAGACAGGGGGCCUCUACACGCACUACUCCUCCGUGGGGAGCGGCAGCAGUCUCUCAGUGUCUCUUUCUUUCUCAAGAGACAGAGAAGGAGACAGUGGGGUCUUGGGGGGCCCCCUGCUGCCUGUGGGGCUGCUGGUGGGGGCGAUGCAGCAAAUGCUGCAGGAGCUGGAGGGGGAGGCGGAGGGCAGCAGCAGCAGCAGCAGCAGCAGCAGCAGCAGCAGCAACAGCCCCGCGCCCUCGCCCCCCUCAGUCUCCUUGUCUCCAGCUGUCUCCUCUUCUCCCUCUCCCAGCUCAGGAGACACUUCGGACUCGGAGAGACACAAAACCCGCAAGCCCGCCAGCAGCAGCAGCAGCAGCAGCAGCAGGAACAGCAGCAGCAGGAACAGCAGCAGCAGCAGCCCGCAGAGCGCUCCAGAGGAGACUGCUCGCCCCAGGGGGCCCCCGGACACUUUCCACGAGGGGCCCCGGGGGCCCCCGGGGGCCCCCCAGGGGGCCCCCAGCUGCAUGCAAUAUGAGGGUUGGGGCUUUGAAGCAAACAGCGACGCUGCAGCAGCAGCAGCAGCAGCAACAGAGCUCAGUGCCCACGUGCGGAGGCUGCUGCAGAGCAGCUCUUUCACGGCAGAGACAGAGCCGCAGCAGCAGCAGCAGCAGCAGCAGCAGCAGCAGCAGCAGCAGCCGCAGCAGCAGCAGCAGCAGCAGGAGGGGACGGAGCCAGGCGGCUGGAGCAGCCCCUUGCCCUUGCCCCCCCCUCUUUCUGGAGCAGCAGCGGCGCCGGCCGCGCCCUCGCCGCCAGCAGCAGCAGCAGCAGCAGCAGCAGCAGCAGCAGCAGCAGCAGCAGCAGCAGCAGCAGCAGCAGCACAGCAGCAGCAGCAGCAGCAGCAGCAGCAGCAGCAGCAGCAGCAGCAGCAGCAGCAGCAGCAGCAGCAGCAGCAGAGGCGCUGCCGCCGCCCGUGUGGGCUGCAUGCAGACCCAUCUCCGUGCUGCGCUUCUCCUCAGCAGCAAAGCCCUGGAGCGGCGAAGGGCUGUGGGGCCCUUUGGAGACAAUUUGGCUGCGGGUUUACUUGGGGCUGGACCCCUUCAAAGACAAGCAGCUCCACAACUACAUUUGACUGCAGCAGCAGCAGCAGCAGCGCAGCAGCAGCAGCAGCAGCAGCAGCAGCAGCAGCAGCAGCAGCAGCAGCCAGGCAGCAGCAGCAGCAGUAG
Molecule: messenger RNA, 1338 nt
Organism: Eimeria necatrix
Lineage: Eukaryota; Apicomplexa; Conoidasida; Eucoccidiorida; Eimeriidae
Exons: 1
Coding region: 1-1338 (445 amino acids)
Source: RefSeq, a predicted model, not a curated record